Messenger RNA from Pogona vitticeps (central bearded dragon), 1111 nucleotides. NCBI's taxonomy places the organism in Eukaryota, Metazoa, Chordata, Lepidosauria, Squamata, Agamidae. The record is from RefSeq and is a predicted model, not a curated record.
CCUAAUCCGGCGCCCGCCUGGGAGCGGCGCAGCCCGGCGGUGGCGACUUCUCCCGGGCCAGGAGGAGCCCAGGCGGCUUCUCCUCCGCUUCUUCCUCCUCCUGCCACGAUAAAAGAUCUCUUGAAAGAAGACUGCAAAGAAGCAGAACUGGUUCCAUUCCUCGGUGGCUGCCCGGCUCAGGAGCCGGAAGAAGAUACCCAGAAACAUCGAAUCCUGGAGCGUCCAGAGGCUGAGAUGACCAGCAUGGCCGCUAGGACCCACCCUGAAGAGACGGAUCAGAAGGCGUUCCAUCGCCCCAGGCCGUUGGACUUCAAUAUUGCUCCUCCAGCACCUUCCAGUCCCUCCCGGCCGAGAAGCCCCUGGGGCCGACUGGACCCCUAUGAGUCCGAGGAGGGUGACAAACAGUACAUUGGUUUUGCGACCCUGCCAAACCAGAUCCACCGCAAAUCUGUGAAGAAGGGCUUUGAAUUCACCCUUCUGGUGUCAGGAGAAAGUGGUCUGGGGAAAUCCACGCUUAUCAACAGCCUCUUCCUUACAGAUUUAUACAAAGACCGGAAAUUGCUAAAUGCUGAAGAACGCAUCCUGCAAACGGUGGAGAUCACAAAGCAUGUGGUCGAUAUUGAGGAGAAAGGCGUGAAGCUCCGUCUGACCAUCGUGGAUACGCCGGGCUUUGGGGAUGCCAUCGAUAACACAGAGUGCUGGAAGCCCGUGGCGGACUACGUCGACCAGCAGUUCGAGCAGUACUUUCGGGAUGAAAGCGGCCUGAACCGGAAGAAUAUACAAGACAACCGGGUCCACUGCUGCCUCUACUUCAUCUCCCCCUUUGGGCAUGGGCUUCGCCCCCUGGAUGUGGAAUUCAUGAAGGCGCUCCAUCGACGGGUCAACAUCGUCCCGGUCUUGGCGAAAUCGGAUACCCUCUUGCCUUCAGAGGUGCUGAGGAUGAAGAACAGGAUCCGUGAUGAGAUUGAUCAGUUCGGGAUAAGGAUCUACCAGUUUCCUGAGUGUGAUUCAGAUGAAGAUGCUGAUUUCAAGCUUCAAGAUCAAGCGCUCAAGGUGAGCGGAAGAAAAGGGACCACUCCUUUCCCUGUUAGUUUUUUUUUAAAUAAAUAAA